Erythranthe guttata (spotted monkey flower) is the source of this 510-nucleotide messenger RNA. Lineage: Eukaryota; Viridiplantae; Streptophyta; Magnoliopsida; Lamiales; Phrymaceae. The record is from RefSeq and is a predicted model, not a curated record.
AUGGCUUCACUUCUUCAUUCUCUCCCUGCAACUCUCUUCUUCGCUUUCCUCCUCAUCGCAAACCCUACCUUCGCCGCAGAUUCGCCUUCGCCUUCACCUUCUUCGCCGCCGGACUCCAACUCCCCGCCGCCGCCUCCGGCGAUUCCAUCGCCUUCCCCUGCACUCGACAAUUCUCCACCGGCGCCUCCAAUGUCAGAUCCCGAUCCAGACACGCCUUCUCCUUCUCCUUCUCCGUCUCCGCCUCCUUCGUCCGAGCCCAAAAAGUCUCCGUCUCCAGCGCCGGUCGUGCCUGGAGGCGUCAGCCGCAACGAUAAGCCCAAUGCCGGUGAUUUGGAUACCAAGGACGACUCCGACGACGGCGGCAUGAGCGGCGGGAAAAAGGCCGGCAUCGCAUUCGGAGUUAUCGGCGCGGCGUGCCUCGCAGGACUCGGCGUGCUGGUGUACAAGAAGAGGCAGCUGAACAUCCGCCGCUCGCAGUACGGCAACGCCGCCAGGAGAGAGUUUCUGUAG